Molecule: messenger RNA, 1321 nt
Organism: Rhinopithecus roxellana (golden snub-nosed monkey)
Lineage: Eukaryota; Metazoa; Chordata; Mammalia; Primates; Cercopithecidae
Product: F-box only protein 7-like
Exons: 7
Coding region: 1-1023 (340 amino acids)
Biological process (GO): autophagy of mitochondrion; positive regulation of autophagy of mitochondrion
Molecular function (GO): protein kinase binding
Source: RefSeq, a predicted model, not a curated record
AUGUGGAAUCCCCAGUAUCCACUGCCCCUUGUCUUCUUCACAGAGGGUCUCACCUGCAGCCUGAGCUCUGGGCUGGGCAGGGACAAGUACUCCCAGGGGACCCCAGUGCCACAGCCCCCUUCUCCCACUGUGCAUGAGCAGGCACACUUCGGGUCUCACCGGGGCUGGGAGCUCCCCUCCACAGCCCUUGGUCUCCUCUCCACUAGCACUGCUGACUUUGAGGGGCACCCAUCACCAGCCAGUGCUGCUCGAUCUGCAUCACACUGCAUGUGGCUGUCAGCUCACAUGACACCCUCCCUUUGUGGACUUGAGUUGGGUAUUCUAGGGGAAAAUGUAGCCAAGAUAUACAAAGAUCUUCAGAAACUCUCUCGCCUCUUUAAAGAUCAGCUGGUGUAUCCUCUUCUGGCUUUUACCCGACAAGCACUGAGCCUACCAGAUGUAUUUGGGUUGGUCGUCCUCCCAUUGGAACUGAAACUACGGAUCUUCCGACUUCUGGAUGUUCGUUCCGUCUUGUCUUUGUCUGCAGUUUGUCGUGACCUCUUUACUGCUUCAAAUGACCCGCUUCUGUGGAGGUUUUUAUAUCUGCGUGAUUUUCGAGACAAUACUGUCAGAGUUCAAGACACAGAUUGGAAAGAACUGUACAGGAAGAGGCACAUACAAAGGAAAGAAUCCCCCAAAGGGUGGUUUGUGAUGCUCCUGCCAUCGUCAACUCACGCCAUUCCAUUCUAUCCCAACCCCUUGCACCCUAGGCCGUUUCCUAGCUCCCGCCUUCCUCCAGGAAUUAUCGGGGGUGAAUAUGACCAAAGACCAACACUUCCCUAUGUUGGAGACCCAAUCAAUUCACUCAUUCCUGGUCCUGGGGAGACGCCCAGCCAGUGCCCUCCACUCAGACCACGCUCUGAUCCAAUUGGCCCACUCCCAGGACCUAACCCCAUCUUGCCAGGGCGAGGCGGCCCCAAUGACAGAUUUCCCUUUAGAGCCAGUAGGGGUCGGCCAACUGACGGCCGCCUGUCAUUCAUGUGAUUGAUUUGUAAUUUCAUUUCUGGAGCUCCAUUUGUUUUUGUUUCUAAACUACAGAUGUCAACUCCUUGGGGUGCUGAUCUCGAGUGUUAUUUUCUGAUUGUAGUGGUGAGAAUUUCACUCCCAGAAGCCUUUUAAGAGAUAUAUUUACAGCCCUAGGGGUGGUGUGACCCAAAGGUUCCUUUGUGGCAAGGUUGGCCUUGGGAAUAGUUGGCUGCUGAUCUCCCUGCUCUUGGUUCUCCUCUCGAUCGAAGGUUGUUUUCUGAUGCUGUUCUUACCAGAUUAAAAAAAAAGUGUAAAU